AUUUUGACACCUACAAGAAAGGCUCUUCUCCUAACGCCUUGUUGAACAGCACAUGCUGAUAUCAUUAUUGCAUAUACUGUAUUGCAUGUCUAAGUCUCUCAUCAUGGAAACAGACGCGUCUCUCCUUGGCGUUGAACUAGAGCAGAAAGAGCAAGAAGAGCUGUAUCAACAACUUUUGCUGCAGACCAUGGGAAAAGUGCAAAGCGAAAGUCCCCCUUCCAAAGUCAUCCGUCCACAACCAGGCAUGUGCGUGAAGACCUCCUCAAUGUCAGACAAAAAGAAGGUCUUUCUGAAUAUCUGUCAGUCACAGGCGGUGCCGCCCCCUCCUCAUCUGUCCCAGGAAGCACUUGUGGAACUACUGGAGUCAGAGGACCCGACGAGUUACAGAGUGCCCAUGAGUCUCGGCGAGCCGCAUACAGAAGUGGACAACAGCUCACGUGGCUGUACUGUGUAUGAUGUCGUGAUCAAUGAUGAGUUCUUCCAGAAAUGUCAGAAAGAUGACCUGUUCCAGCAGUUUCUUAUUGCAGUUUCUUUGGAGGGACUGGAAAACAAGUACAACCUUGAGUUGAGCAGAGAUGUUAAAAUUUUGAAGAACCGGAAGUUCAUGGGCUCCAUAGCAGAACAAAAUAUUCGUGCCAAGAGCAAGCCUAUUAUCCAGGAAAUUGACUCAAAGGAAUCUGACUCCUUGCCUUCAUCAACCAAACGUCCAGAGUUCAGUUUAUUAGUGGAGCCCCCAAGUGGAAAUGCAGAGCAUCUGAUCGCUGAGAUCCUGCUUCCUGGAGUGAUAUCUGCUUGCUCUCUUGUUCUGGAUUUGGGAGAAGACAGACUAGUGCUGAUUGCUCGAUCUUCUCUUUUCCACUUGGAUAUUUUCUUUCCCCUUCUUAUUGACCAAGAAAACAGUGUUGCCCAGUUCAACACAAACACACAGACGCUCACAGUGACCAUGCCAGUAUUGUCUUCAUAAAUUGCAAGGCUAUUACUUCAUAAUAAACUUCAUUUUGUAUACAGAAA
Messenger RNA from Sinocyclocheilus anshuiensis, 1011 nucleotides. It is a transcript of the gene pih1d1, whose product is annotated as PIH1 domain containing 1. Gene Ontology annotation, cellular component: ribonucleoprotein complex; cytoplasm; R2TP complex. Bases 53 to 964 code for a protein of 303 amino acids. Lineage: Eukaryota; Metazoa; Chordata; Actinopteri; Cypriniformes; Cyprinidae. The record is from RefSeq and is a predicted model, not a curated record. The transcript is spliced from 11 exons. Gene Ontology annotation, biological process: rRNA processing; box C/D snoRNP assembly.